Messenger RNA from Leptopilina heterotoma, 4363 nucleotides. Its product is annotated as T-box transcription factor TBX1-like. The record is from RefSeq and is a predicted model, not a curated record. The transcript has 6 exons. NCBI's taxonomy places the organism in Eukaryota, Metazoa, Arthropoda, Insecta, Hymenoptera, Figitidae. Gene Ontology annotation, biological process: positive regulation of DNA-templated transcription; regulation of transcription by RNA polymerase II; cell fate specification. Gene Ontology annotation, molecular function: RNA polymerase II cis-regulatory region sequence-specific DNA binding; DNA-binding transcription factor activity, RNA polymerase II-specific. The coding region runs from base 2713 to 4011 and encodes 432 amino acids. Gene Ontology annotation, cellular component: nucleus.
AAAUAAUAUUAAUAACUGUCUGAGUCUCAAUUUCAAAAGAUGAAAAAACAGGCGAAAUUAUUUCGAAUUUUAGAAACGCAUAGUAUAUAAAUAAAAUGACAGGAAACAUAAUUAGAAAAGACAACAAUGAAUAUUCUGUGAUUUUCAAAGAAAACUUCAAAACCGGCUGAUAAUGCUGUUAAUUAUUAUUAUUACUAUUAUUAUCAUUAUAUUAUGAUUUUCAAAAUAUUAUAAACUCGGAUAAAAUGAUAAUAUAAAUUUGAAUUAAUUAAAAAUGAUUUCUGUUUUUUAAUAAUAAUAAUAAUUUUUAUUAUAAAUUUGAAAAACAACAUGCGUUGUAGAUGUAUUUGAGAAAAAAAAAAUUUUACUGCUUUGACGGGAAAAAAUCUGCAUGAAAUUAUAUUUAUAGAGGAAAAGAUUGGACAAAUAUUUCAUUAUUGAAAUUUACUUUUGAAUAUUUGUAUAAGUUGGUUUUUCUAGAUGAUAUUUUAGUUGUGACAAAUAUUUUUCUUCUUUGUUAUACAAUAUUUUUUUCUCUUUUUGAGCACUCUUAAAGGUUCCUUUCUUUUUCUUUUUAUGAAAUUUACUAUUUUUCUUGGAAGUAACAUUUUUUGUUAAUCUUCAGUUGUUUUCGAAGAUAUUACUUUAAAAUAAACGUAAUCGUUUUUAAAACGGUAGAGAUGUAAAUUUUUUGUAAAAAUACACGUAAACGACAAAAAAAAAAUGAAUAAAAUUGAGAUGAGCUUUACUAUUUAUUUUUUUAUGAUUUAUUUAGACUUAUUUAUUGUCAUUGAAAUUUUGCUUUAGGCAAAAAAGAAAAACAAUUUUUUUUUAGUAAAAUAUUAUGUUUCUAUUAUUAUAUAAUUUUUUUAUUAUUUAUUUCUUUUUAUUUGAUGAAACAAAAAUUUUAAUUUAAGUUACAAAAAAAAGUUUAAAUUUCAAAUUGGGAAGAAAUUCGUCGAAAUAAUGUGGAAAAUAUAAAUCUUCGUGUAAGAAAGAGAGAGAGAAGGAAAUUAAUUAAAGACAACAUUGGGUAAAGUGACUUUCUCUAAUUUGUUGGGAGGCUCUUAUGAACGACAAGACUCCACCUUCUGUUGGCUUUGAAGCCAAAAAGUCUUUUUCAACUUCUAAUGAACGAAUAUAUGACGCUAAAGAGACAAAAUUUUCUGUUUUCAAAAACAUAAAACAGAAAUCUUCACUCAACAGUCGCAAAAAAGGUCCAAUUAUAAUUUUCAAGAUGUGUCCGUGCUUCAAGACAAUAAUAAGUUAUUCUGUUAAUUAUUCCAAGAAAUAUCAGGUGCUGAAAAGAAGAUUUCAAACAUUAAACAUUAUUAUUCAACAAAAUUUAUAUCAGAUUCAGUGAAUUGAAUUUUUUUUGUCAAUUGCAGGAUACAAGAGAAACUGUUUCCUGGUACAAUGCACGAAUAAAUAAAAUAAAUUGACUCAAUUGGGAAAAUUUACACCACGAAUGGCUCCGCCUUUGAUGCCAGCCAAGAAAAGAGAUAUUUGCGUCCGAUUUUUGGUCCAUCCAGAAUCCAGAUUUGAGUGUGGGUGUCAAACUGUAGGAGGUUCUCACUGAAACUCCUCCUUCGCAUCUCCACUAUCUAAAUUCACCGCCACUGAUGAUGAGGAAGAAGAAGAAGAAGAACUCAUGUAAUCUCGACCGGCAAGAAGGAAAGAGGAAAGAAAUAAUUUUUUCCCCUCUCUCCAAAAAAAAGAGAAGAAUAAGGACAAAAUUAAAGUGUAAAGAGAAAGGGGAAGAUUUGAGGAAGAAUGGAGAAAAAGGAAGAAGAGACUAUUUAGUGAUGAAUGAGAAGGAGGACUUACAAGAGGGACAAAAAUGUUUUGAGGAAGAGAGAGAGAGAGAAUGAGAGAGAAUGAUGGACCGAUGAUAAGAUCUGGCAGUCUCUCGUGUGAAGCACGUCCGUUCUGUGCGCUUUCUUCUUUACCUUUUCGUUGGACUCCACUUCUCUUUACUCUCCGAUUAUACACUUCGAAACCCUGUCAGCAUCCCAACAUUGAGGUGAGGACGGCUCCUGUUAUCGAAUCACACGACCUCGACGAUGUCCAGAAUCAUCAGAUAUUCGGUCAAGAUCACAGGCUCCCUAAGUGGAUAUUAUCCUAAUUUCACCAUGUGACUUUAAAUUUUAGUCAAAAAUUUAUUAUUUUCUCUUUUUUCGCUGAGAAUGUAAAAUUUCAUUUUUCCAAAAAUUCUACAAUUUUUUUCCCAUUCAAUUCGAAUUUAAUAUUAAAGACCAAAAAUUUGCCAGUCGAAAUCGAAAAGAAGAAUAAUUUCACUAUUUUUGAUAUAAAAAUAUCUGAAAUUAAUUUUUGCAAAAAUCAAAAUUGGAUCAUUUUCGAAAAAAUCAAAUUCUUUGAUUUUGUGAAUGAGAAAUUAAAUAUUUUCUCCCAGAAAUCGUAAUUUGUGAUUUGGAAAAACUGAACUAAAAUUCGUUCCAGUUUCUACUGGAAUAAUAAAAUUGUCAAUUUGUGGUAAAAAUUUUUUAAUUGUAAAUGAAUCGAAUGAAACAAGUUUCAACGACAAUUGUGUGGAAGUAAAAAUGUUUAGUGCUUCUUUCUGAAAGGAAUAAUCAAAAUAUUUUUCGUCAUGUGGUAAUUAUUAAGUGUUGAGAACAACAAAGUGAUAUUGUUUUUGCGUAUUCAAUGAAUUUAUAGAAAAUUUCGAGUGACAAGAAGAAAAAAAAAUUUCUCAUGAUUCAUCAAAAGGCAGAUGGUACGACAUGUGCCAUUGACAAUCGAUUUUUUGUAAAUAAUCUUCAUUCUCGGGAAUUGACAAUUGACAGAAUGCAACAGCAAGAUCAACGAAAUGAGGUGACAGUCGAUUGCUGUUAUCAGCAAUGGAGCACACAUCAUCAUCAACACCACCAUCAUCAUCAUCAGCAGCUGCCGCCGCCGGUUCCUUCACCAAUGCAACAGAUGGAAGCUUGCCUUGAAACAGCAGGUCGCGUGAAACGCUCACGAAGUCCAAAUUUACUAACAAGUGCUUCACUUUCGCCUCAAGUGUCUUCGGCAAUAUCUUCAUCGCCCUCGGAAUCAUUGAAUGACAAUAAUAAUAAUCAUAAUGAAGACACGAGCCCUUCAUCUGCCGAAGGUAUUAAUUCAAAGAGGCCACUUCAUCCGGCUUUAAUUGGAGCUGGUGCUGUUUUAGAAGCGAGACCAUUGUGGGAAGAAUUUCAUCAGCUUGGAACUGAAAUGAUUGUGACGAAAGCUGGUAGAAGAAUGUUUCCCACUUUUCAGUGUCGUUUCUUUGGUUUGGAUCCGAAUGCAGAGUACUUAUUGGUGAUGGAUUUUGUGCCCUGUGACGAUAAAAGGUACAGGUACGCCUUUCACAGUAGUGCUUGGGUUGUGGCUGGUAGAGCGGAUCCAGUUUCGCCCCCGCGAAUUCACGUUCAUCCCGAUAGUCCAGCGAGUGGUGCUCAUUGGAUGAAGCAGCCAGUUUCAUUCGACAAACUCAAACUCACAAACAAUCAACUUGACGAUAAUGGCCACAUAAUUUUAAAUUCAAUGCAUCGUUAUCAGCCACGAUGUCACGUUGUUGUCGCACCAUCGCCACCUGGUUCGAGUCCCGAUCCAAGAACGGAAAAUUUCAAAACUUUCUCAUUUCUCGAGACAAGAUUCACUGCAGUCACAGCCUAUCAGAAUCAUCGAAUUACCCAAUUGAAAAUUGCGAGUAAUCCAUUUGCAAAAGGUUUUCGUGAUUGCGAACCAGAUGAAUGCGAUUCACCGACAUCGAGUACACCACAAAAUCCAGCAAAGAGACCGGCCACUGGCAAUAAUGGUGUAUUGGGAAGUACAUAUCCGGGAAGUGUACCUCUAAUGUCGACCAUGUCGAGUCAAGAACAACAUCAUCAAUUCUAUGGAACAACAGCGGGACACUGGACCUAUUCGAAUCAUCAUCAAGCAAAUCAUUCUGUCAAUCCAUCUCAUUAUUCCGUUCAUCCUCAUCAUCCCCAUUCGGCGCAUGCAUCAUCAUUGUACGGUCCAAGGUAGCCCUGAAAAAAAUUUAAUUUUUAUGAAUGAUGAAACGAAAAUCAAAUUCAAAAUAUUCUAAUUCUAAAAUUCGAUUUACAAGUAAUUAUUAAUUAAAAAAUUUCUACGAAAAAAUAAUGGGAAAUUUGCAAAUGAUUCUAUUUGGUUAUGAUAAAAAUUUUAAUUGACAUAAAUUUCUAUAAGGUUUUUCUUUAAAUUGUAAAUAUUUAUUUUAACGAAAUUCCCAUCUUACUAAAAAUUUAUUUUCAGCAGAAUUUCCAUUUAGCCAAAUUGCCUUGUAUUUUAAUUUAUAUUCAAUCUAAAUUCAGCAGAAUUUUCAUUUAGUCAAAAUGGCUUGUAUUUUAAUUUUUAU